This is a messenger RNA of Hypanus sabinus (Atlantic stingray), 6384 nucleotides long. It is a transcript of the gene abtb2b, whose product is annotated as ankyrin repeat and BTB (POZ) domain containing 2b. The coding region runs from base 1130 to 4198 and encodes 1022 amino acids. The record is from RefSeq and is a predicted model, not a curated record. The transcript has 18 exons. NCBI's taxonomy places the organism in Eukaryota, Metazoa, Chordata, Chondrichthyes, Myliobatiformes, Dasyatidae. Gene Ontology annotation, molecular function: protein heterodimerization activity.
GAAUCGCCUGUGAAGGAGACCAAUCAGGAAUAACGAUUAUUUAGAGCAGGAGGAAUCCGUUGUGUGCCAGAGUCCAAUUGCGGAGCCUCGAGUACAGAAACCAGAGUGAAUGUUUCAAUUUAUUACCAAUGUGUUCUGCACGACCAGGCUGCCCCUCAUAAACGAGUCACUUACAGGUGAUCCGAUCGGGCUCCUGGUACUGUCCAAUAGCCAACAGAAUUGUGGCCAUCGACAUCAGAGACACAGUUUAUCUGGCCCAUUAGCUCGUUUCUGUUAAUAAGGAGCUUGCAGUGCAAAGUCGUCUGCAAUGAACUCUCCAAAACUACUACGUUGCGCUUUAAAGUAAAUUAAAGCUGGAACUCAUCCUAUUGGAAUCUUUUGGGAGUUGACGGUCGAGAAUCGACUGCACCCACAUUAUGCGUUCGGAUGUACCCUCCCCGUUGCUCUGUUUCUCCUCCGUCUCCCCCUCCCCUGACACACGAGGACACACCAUUUUAUGAUUGGCCCACUGUCGCAGUUUUAAUUUGCAUUCUGCAGUCCGAUUGGUUGGAGGCCUGUGAUUGAUAUUUCCUGCGGACCACCCUGGAAUGCUCCAGCAGCCGGCAGCCAGUGGAGUGUGUGGCACGGGGUCGUUGUAACAGAAAUCGUGUAUUAAAAGGCAGCGCGGCAUUUGUGAGAAUACAGACGCUAACCCUUUAAAAGAUGUAAUAGUUUUGAAUAAAAGACAAUAACUUUGGAAGAAGAAAAGCAUAUAAGGUUUGCAGCAGUGGACAGAAGUUUGGUGAGGGGAGUUAAAGGGUCUGCGACUUGCACAGAAGGCGGAGUCACAGUUUCUGUCUAUUUGGUAAAAAGAAGAGAAAGGGCUCUACAGAUGACAAGUGAACGUUUUCUUCAAUCGUCCUCUCACGGGUGACCGGACGGUGAAGUUUGGAGAAGUUCGCUGAUUAUUUAAGCAAAGCGGACAGCUGGGUCCUGUUUCACAGCUGAUCUCCUUCCAGCACGGUGCGCCGUGUCGCAGUCCUGGAACGCGCACUGUGCUUUAUGUCUUGAAGAAGAGUUGGAUAGCACCCCAUCCGAAUUGACUUGGCUUGGACUUGUGCGGGCAGUUCCAAACUGCGCGCCUCGUACAAUGGCGGGAUUGUACAACUCCACACUGAAGACGCUGGAAGACCUGACUCUGGACUCGGGGUAUGGGGCAGGGGAUUCGUGCAGAUCUCUCAGUCUCUCUUCCAGAUCGAACUCUCAACCCUUCCAAGCAGCACACAACAGAGGGAACUGGCGGUAUCUCUCUGGUUCCAUGAAUAGCCGCAAUAACAGCUGGGAUACGGUCAACACGGUCCUGCCGGAGGACCCGGAGAUUAACGAUAUCUUCUUCAAAUGCCCCCGGCUCCCGGAACUGGAGGAGUUCCCAUGGACCGACGAGGACAUUGGGCAAAUUCUGAAGAAAGGGAGACCCGGGGAGUGUGGAAAGCUCUUCUCCCAGGAUGCAGUAAGGAGACUGUCAUUCUUACUGAGGAGAGCUCUGAUCAGGAUCUCCAGGGAGGCGCAGCGGCUGAGUGUCGUGCACUGCAAAUGCACCAAGUUCGAGGUGCAGAGCGCCAUCAGGCUCGUCCUGUCCUGGUCCUUGUCCGAAAGCUGUAUCUCUGCUUCAGUAAAAGCUCUGUCCCUCUACAACAUGAGUGCUGGAGAUAGGCUGAGGAAAAGCAAGAGCUCCAGGUGUGGCCUUACGUUCUCGGUGGGGCACUUCUUUAGAUGGAUGGUGGACACCAGAGUUUCUGUUCGCAUCCAUGAGUAUGCUGCAAUCUCUUUGGCUGCCUGCAUGGAGAGUCUGCUGGAGGAGAUUGGGAUCAGAGUAGCAGCGGGGCAUGGCUCCGAAGGAGGAAGUGGAGGCCUACAUGACGGCAGGCAGGAGCUGUCAGCAGAAAUGCUGGAGAUGUGUAUCAACAAUGACGCUGAGCUCUGGGGAGUCCUGCAGCCGUACGAACAUCUUAUCUGUGGCAAGAACGCUAAUGGGGUGCUCUCCCUGCCGGCCCACUUCAGCUUGUACAACAAUGGACCGUCGGCCAAGGAUGGGCGGGUGGAUGCUUACGCUCAGCUGGAACUCCGGACCCUGGAGCAGUCACUACUGGCAACGUGCGUCGGGAGCAUUUCAGAGCUGAGUGACCUCGUGUCCCGAGCCAUGCACCACCUGCAGUGCUCAAACACCCUAUCUCCGGGGAUGAGUCCCUGUCGCCAUGGUAGGCAGCAGCCUGUCUCCUGGUCUCCUGACGCCCUACACACGCUCUACUAUUUCCUGAGGUGUCCGCAGAUGGAAUCGAUGGAGAAUCCUAACCUGGACCCACCUAGAGUUUCCUUAAAUAAUGAAAGGCCGUUCAUGUUGCUGCCUCCAUUGAUGGAGUGGAUGAGAGUGGCCAUCACGCACGCCGAACAUCGGCGCAGUCUAACCGUCGACAGUGAUGAUGUGAGACAGACAGCUCGUUUGCUGCUACCAGGGCUGGACUGUGAGCCACGGCAACUGAAAACCGAGGACUGUUUCAGCUCAUUUCGUAGACUGGAUGCAAAAGCUGCCACAGCCAAGUUCCAGCAAGACCUUGGAUUUCGCAUGUUGAGCUGUGGCAGAACAGAUUUGGUGAAUCAGGCCAUAGAGCUCUUAGGAAUUGACGGUGUCAACACCAUGGAUAACCAGGGGAUGACGCCGCUUAUGUAUGCCUGCGCUGCAGGGGACGAAGCCAUGGUCCAGAUGUUAAUCGACGCUGCUGCAAAUUUGGAUCUUUCACUUCCUGGCAAUACUCAGAAAUAUCCUUCGGUGCAUCCGGACAGCAGGCACUGGACAGCUCUCACGUUUGCUGUACUCCAUGGGCAUAUCCCCGUCGUUCAGCUGCUGCUUGAUGCUGGAGCAAAUGUGGAAGGUGCCCUCAUUAAUUCCGGGGAAGAUAAUCUUGCCGAGACGCCACUUCAACUGGCUUCAGCAGCAGGAAACUACGAGCUGGUUAGCUUGUUGCUGAGUAGAGGUGCAGACCCUUUACUGAAUGUAUUCGACACAAAUGGGAUGACAUCGGUGCUGCACGAGAACAUGAACUGCUUUAGCCAUGCAGCUGCCCAUGGACACAGGAAUGUGCUGCGCAAGUUGCUUACACCACCCCAGGCCCCGAAAACUGAUGUCCUUUCGCUGGAGGAAAUUUUAGCAGAGGGAGUGGAAAGUGAUAUCUCAAACACUGGAAGUAUAAAUGAAGGACAAGUAAAACUUUGCAAAGCCAGAAUGAAGGCUUUACAAGAAGCUAUGUACUACAGUGCUGAACAUGGCUACCUUGAUGUCACCAUGGAGCUGAGGAACCUCGGUGUCCCCUGGAAACUACAUAUGUGGAUAGAAUCUCUCAGGACCUCAUACCAUCAGAGCAGAUAUCCUGUGAUGCAGUAUGUGUUACGGGAAUUCAUUACGAUCAAAGAGGAGGACUACAAUGAGGAGCUGAUUCAAGAGGGACUUCCACUGAUGUUUGACAUUCUUAGGGUUAGCAAGAAUGAUGCCGUUAAUCAACAGAUAGCUUCAAUCUUCAUUCACUGUUAUGGCAAUGGUCCUAUUCCUGGUAUACCCGAGAUAAAGAGAAACCCACCUGCUCGUUUAGAUCCUCGUUUUCUGAACAAUAAGGACAUGUCAGAUUUAACAUUCUUGGUAGAAGGAAAGCCAUUUUAUGCACAUAAAGUUCUCCUAAUUACUGCCUCAAACAGGUUUAAAAUGCUGCUGACUAGUAAGACAUCUCUGGAGAACCCACCUUGCAAGUGUAUAGAGAUCAGCGAAGUUAAAUAUCACAUUUUCCAGCUGAUGAUGCAGUAUUUAUAUUACGGUGAUACUGACUCAAUAACUUUACCCAUUUCUGAUGUGCUGGAGCUACUAUCUGCGGCAAGCCUGUUCGAACUGGAAGCAUUGCAGAGGCAUUGCGAGAUCAUCUGCACCAAAAUUAUGAACUUAGAGAAUGCAGUCAUCAUUUAUUGCUAUGCUAAGAUACACAAUGCAUACGAGCUACUUUCUUACACUGAGAGCUAUUUCCUGAAAAACUUCAGUGCACUUCUUGAUCAAGAGUCUUUCAGACAGCUGAUUUAUGGACGCAAUAGCAAACUGCAGGGCCCAGACCCUCUUCAGGCCCUGGAUAUAGCAUUAGCCAAUAGAAUGCGGUCAAUCUACAUCACAUCGAGAGUAUAAAAAACCUGCCCUUCAAUAAACUGGAAAAGCAUUAUGUACAUUGAAAGAUAUUUUACAUGGUCUAAUCCUGACUGCAGCUUUCUGAGUCAGUUCUUUGGCAAUGUGAAGAACUACCAAAAGAGGUAAAUGUGAUACACUAAAGUGAACUCUGAAUUAAUAAUUACCAACAUUUUCUUGAUUUUGUUGUGGGUAAUCUUAAUUUUUAUUCACACUGAACCUCUCUAAAACCUCAGAUGCAUUGAAGAAAUGGUGUCAGUUUUUUCGCCUAAACUGAAAAGAAACAGAUCAAAAUAGAUUUACCAAAUCUGACCGAAAUAUUAUUUUAUAUACAUGCCUUUCCUUGGGUUCAAAUAAGGAUAAAGCAAGAUAGAGUCAGAAAGAAAUCUCAAACUUCUUAUACAUUGCAAGCUCAGUGCACAGAACUACAGGCAUUUUAUUUUCAGGUUGUAAUUAAAAGAUUGUAGUCAAUGUCGUUUCUAUUAGUUCGGGUAAUUAAUCCUUAGUUUGCAUAAUAUGUAUACGCAAUUCAUGGACCAGUAAUGGAGAGACCAAAAAUAACAUUUCUAGAUGAAAAGUGAAAACUUCACGAAGAUGAUUGAAAUUAAUCUGUGCACAUUUUUGGGAUGCAUCGUUGACACUUGUCAAUUUUCCUCAAUAUUGUAAGAUAAAACAUGUCAAUAAACAGAUUAAUGGCUUUGUUAUAAUAAGAGUCUUACGCAAAGGUAUUAAUCAGUUUGUUAAAAAUAAUGAGGAAUCUCAGUUUCUAACUCUAUUCCAGCUAAGAUCUUACGUGAGAUUUUCUGGGUUUUAUCUGAAAUCAUUCAUUAAAGGCAGUCUUAUCAAUGUAUUCCUUAAAGUCUAUAGUUUUACUAGAAGGCAUUAAGAUCUUUUGACCUGUAAAGCCCAUACGAAGGUUAUUUGAGUCCAUGAUGGACUAAUAAAAAUCAAUGAUAAUAAUAUGUACAGAUUAGUGACAGCACAUUAGUUUAGUUUUGCACUAGUUUAGGAUAACAGCGGGUUUAGCUAAUGCAGUCUCCGGUCUAAAUACAAGUAACAAAUGCUUUGAAGAACAUUGAUAAUAAACUCCGCCUGAAAUAUAAUCAGUUCUUGAAAUAAAGAUAGCAUAAAGGUGCGUAUAAAUAAAACUGAUUUUUAGGAAGCAGAUUUAAAACAGUUUCUAUAUUGCCAUUGAAUGCAGUAUUAAAUAUUAGCUAAAUAGCUUUUAGUAUACUGCAAGUUUCUUAGGUAGGCUGUGCAAUAAUGAAAGCAAAACCAUUUGUAAAUACCAACGUAAAAGGUACUUCCUAAAUUGUACUGAAGGAUUACUGUUAAAUUCAAUGGCAGCUUCAGACAUUAGGGCACAUUAAAAGGCAUAAUGAAACAAUAAAUAUUCCAAAAUCAAAAUACUGUAAUUCAGACAGGUGUGUGUGCAGUUUAAUUACAGAAUGAAUAAUUGAAACAGUUGUGUUCUUCACUAUCUUCAUUAACAUAUUGGUUUUAACAAAGUUAAACACCCAACGGUAUUUCACGUGGGUGACUGUUGUAACAAGAGACAGGGAACAAAAAGCUUGUUUAAAGCAUUACUUCAGGAUUGUCCAUGAAACAAAGGUGGAAAGUUCUAGAGACUUCAGAAUUUGGAACUAUGAAGCAGAACAAUGCAAAACAAAGUUGUUUUGAGUCAAGCAGAGAAGGAAAUCAAAUUGAAUUGCAGUUAUUACAGUAGGUCACUGGGUGACAAUGGUUCGUGUUUUUUUUAAUUGGGAAGUUAAUUAUUUACUUAGUUUAAUGUAGAAGUGAUUAAAAUAUCCAACUGAAAACUGCCUAAAUUUUUGUCGGGGUGGGGGAGGGUGGCAGUGGGAGUGUACAAUACCCCUGAAUGAAAAUAUUAAUUUCCGACUCAAUUCUGAGAAAGUAGUACCAAGGCUGGUACACUGGUGUUUUUGUACUGUUGACAAAAUCUUUAAAAUAAAAACUGGAGAAACAAUUUUGCUUUGUUGAUAUGCUUAAGAACAAAUUUAAAUUUGCACUUUGGUCUUUAUUUCCCCAUAGAUCAGUAAGAUUUCUCACAAGAGUCUAUUUAUCCAUAGAUACACCUAAAACAGUAAAAAUGGUUAAAUCUGAACUCUUGCUCAAAAGUGCCAUCUUCUCUACAUUUUCUUUAAUAAACCAAAGGAGAUCCAUUUGAA